AUGGAACAACCAAACAUGUUUGAUGAACCGAAUGCACUCGCGAUCGAGGAACCAAAUCAACACAUUAUAGUGGAGAAUCUUAACAUAGAUGUAGAAAUUGGAGAAAACAAUAACAUAUCCGGAAGUGAAAAUCAUCUUCUAAAGGCGGUGGAAGCCUUCGGUGAAGAUGAAGAAGGCGAGGCAUUAUCAAUUAUUGCAUCCUUGCUUGUUCCAACUUUGCCUUUACUUGUGCAUUUCCUUACUUCAACUUUACCUAAGUUUGCUUUCCUCUUCUCAUCUACACUUCCAUCCCCUGAUAUUCCAUCUUGGUUUUCGGUUGCUAGAGUUUCUAAUAUAGUUUCUAGGGUUCAGGUUGCUAGAGUUUCUAAUAUAGUUUCUAGAAGUAGGAACAUGUGGACUAGUCCUAACAACAAUUACAUGGUCCAAGGGCAGUCUUCAAGAAUGGGAUCAGAGCAAAACCAGAUAAGAGCAACAGUAGUUAUGCCGGGACAAGGUGGUAGCAUGUCUAGGGCCUGGAUGAAUCAUUCACAUCAUCAUCAGGUUCAUCAGCAGCAACACCAGCAUCAGCAGACACAGCAGCAGCUGCUUCCAGGGGAUAAAAUAGACAGGAGUAUGAUUUGGGAGAUUGCAAUGACAUCCAUGGAAGAGGUUGUUAAAAUGGCCGAAAUGGGGGAACCUCUGUGGAUCCCAAAUCAUUCUGAUUGCGAUAUCGGGUUCAAGUUGAAUGAGGAUGAGUAUUUUCGGAUUUUCCCCAUAGGAUUUGGACCUCGCCCUGAAAGUCUUUACUGCGAGUCCUCUCGCCACUCCACCACCCUUAAUAUUAGUUCCCAUUCUCUUCUGGAUGUUUUCAUGAGUCAGGCUAAUUGGAAGCGCUUCUUCAAUGCCAUUGUGUCAAAAGCGACGUGUUUGGAAAUCUUGUCGUGUGGAUUGUCUCCAGGAAAUUAUAAUGGUGCAUUGCAAGUGAUCUAUAUAGAGACGCAUGCGCAGACUCCUUUUGUUCCUAUCCGUGACAACAUGUUGGCAAGGUACUGUAGGCAAGUGGGUGAAAAGAAGUGGGCAGUGGUGGAUGUUUCUCUUGACAUAUUUCGGAAAUUCGACCUAGUGAAAUCGAGGAAAAGGCCUUCCGGGUGCAUAAUUGAAGAUGCGCCCAAUGGAUUCACAAACGUGACAUGGAUAGAGCACGUUGAAGCACAACACGUGACUGGUGUUCAUUCAAUGUACAAGGCUCUGGUCAGUUCCGGGUUAGCUUUUGGCGCCAAACGUUGGCUUGGUAUUCUCCAGAGCCAAACCGAUCGUCUCUUCAGUGUCAUGUCCAACACCCUGCCCUUUUCUGAUAUCAACGUGGCGAUGAGUACGGAAAGUAAAAGGAGCCAUACUUUGUUGUCUGAGAGGAUGGUAAGGAUCUUUAAUACUGGAGUGAGUGUGGCUACAGGGAAUGUUUGGAAUAUAAUUCCAUACAGUGGCCCAAAUAAAAUUAGAAUUCUCAAGAUCAGGAACACAGAUAUUUCCGGCGGUCAUCCUGUAGGGGUCAUCCUUAUAGCUACACAUUCCUUUUGGCUCAAUGUUCCGCCCAUCACUGUCUUUAAAUUUCUCCAAAACCAACAAACAAGGAGUCAGUGGGAUGUUCUUACAUCUUCUGAACAACCACUUAAAGAAAUCUCCCGCAUUGUGAUUGGCCGAGAUUCUUCUAGCAGCGUAUCUGUGCUACAACUUAACCCUGAAGUACUGGUCCUGCAAGAGGAAAAUUGGGAUCCAAUGGGAGCGUACAUUGUAUAUGCCCCGGUUGACAGCACGGCGGUGAACUUGACUUUGGUCGGAGGGGAUUCCGACUACGUGACAAUGCUUCCUACUGGUUUUGUGAUAGGUCCGGACGGUCUGGGCAAUGGAAGUGAUGGGGCCGGCUCAUUGGUAACUUUAUCCAUCCAGAUUUUGGUUGAUUCUAAUCCCAAUAUUGUGGUUGAACAGCCAUCUGUGGACACUCUUACUAAUAUGCUCAACAACACCGUGGAUAGUCUCAUGAUUGCCUUAAUGAACCAGGAAGAUGUUUUCUUUAAAUAG
Impatiens glandulifera is the source of this 2058-nucleotide messenger RNA. Its product is annotated as homeobox-leucine zipper protein MERISTEM L1-like. The record is from RefSeq and is a predicted model, not a curated record. NCBI's taxonomy places the organism in Eukaryota, Viridiplantae, Streptophyta, Magnoliopsida, Ericales, Balsaminaceae. Bases 1 to 2058 code for a protein of 685 amino acids. The transcript is spliced from 8 exons. Gene Ontology annotation, molecular function: lipid binding.